AUGUCAGGUUCUGCGAGCGAGUAAGUCAUUAUUCGAAACUGAUUUCACUGCUCUCCUCUCAAGUGUUUCCGAAUUCAGUGAAGCUCCUAGCCAAAUGAUUCCGUCGUUCCUCCCGCCCGGAGAAUUGCUCGGCUGGAAUCUGACUGUGGUUCCGAAUUCGACAACGAAGAAGAACGAGUACAUGUACACGGUUUCCGUGCAGACCGUCGGCGCCUUCCGCAGCUGUGACGAGCGCGUCGUCAUGGUGAACUGCGACGGUCCGUGCGGAAACAAACUGCCGUCGACGCAUUUGAUUGCGAUGGGAAAGUGCGAUCAUCUGCUGUGCAAGGCGUGCUACGGACUCGUCAAGAAUGCCGACGGUUAGUCGAUGAAAGACGGACUGCUCUGAACGGAGCCGCUUUGCAGGUUCGUACGGAUGCUCGAACUUCUAUUGCUGGGCGGAGCCGCGAGAGAAUUUCCGCAAAGAGAAAGCCAAUUACCGCCAGAUCAUCAACAAGCAAAUAUGCCGUGCAAGAAAACUGAAGCGUGAAGGAGAGGAUGUAAAGACGUGCAGUGAGACGAACCUGCCGCAAACGCCAUCUGGAGAGAAAGGUCGGAAGAGCAGCCAGUCGAGAAGCCUUUCCACGGAUGCCGACUCGACCAGACGCAGUAAGAAGUGA
Caenorhabditis sp. 36 PRJEB53466 is the source of this 659-nucleotide messenger RNA. The record is from the annotation of a GenBank genome assembly. Lineage: Eukaryota; Metazoa; Nematoda; Chromadorea; Rhabditida; Rhabditidae.